Meriones unguiculatus (Mongolian gerbil) is the source of this 1028-nucleotide messenger RNA. RefSeq names its product transmembrane protein 230-like. The coding region runs from base 621 to 899 and encodes 92 amino acids. Gene Ontology annotation, biological process: synaptic vesicle transport. NCBI's taxonomy places the organism in Eukaryota, Metazoa, Chordata, Mammalia, Rodentia, Muridae. The transcript has a single exon. Gene Ontology annotation, cellular component: synaptic vesicle; endomembrane system. The record is from RefSeq and is a predicted model, not a curated record.
ACUCCCUGAGCAAAAUGUAGUCAAUGUAAGCAAAUCUAAUAAUUUCAAUUAUAACAGAAAUUGAAUAAUUACAACUGGCCUAAGAAUACAACAAAAAUAUUGCCACAACCAAACUGUCCAUCAGAGUUAUAAUUUUGAAGAUUUAAAAAUCCAUUCCGUGGAACAAAAGUGACAACUUCUCAGAAGCCGUUAGUCUGGUGAAGACAAAUGGGAGACACGGAGCAAACUGUCGCACGAGCCUCUGUGAGCAACCGUCAAUCCUCUUCUCAGAUGCCCCUACACUUUGCGUGGCAUCCAUUCUAGCGAUGAUGCUGCCCACUCGUACCAACGUAGCACUGGGAUCUCCAGGAGCUAAGUGAGCGUCUGAAACUUUCCGGUACUGAUCCAGAAUACCGCAACCUUCGGAAGAGAUCUGAGCUGCAAGCCCGGGAGAGCAAAGAAAACAUUGCUCUUCCAGCACUGACCUGGAUACUGCAACCUUGGAAAGAGAUCUGAGCUUCAAGCCCCUGAGAACAAAGUAAACAUUGGAAGUUCUCCAGCACUGACCUGGAACACCGUAACCUCCAGGAGAGAUCUGAGCUGCUGAAGCUAGAUGUAACUCUAGAAGAGGUUCCGGUGUCAUGAGCUCUCACGUCUUAAACAAAAGCCCUGUUAAGAUUCCGUAUAAGACCAUCAUUUACACCACCUUACAGUUUUUGAUUGGUACCGUUCUCAUCGUGAUCGGCUGCCUUUUGCUGACAGGCUACAUUGGCCACGUGGGGACCAGCCGGGCCAUUGUGGUCCUCAUUGUGGGUAUUUUGGUGUUUGUGCCCGGCUGUUACCAUUUGAUCAUUAUCUACAGAGCCUGCACGGGCUGCCAGAAGUACUCCUACAGUGACCUUCCAGACUUCGAGGACUAGCCCACCAUGAUGGGGGAGGGGGACGGGCUCACAGGUGGGACAGAACAAAGCCGCAAGGCAUUGGCGGGUGGAAAACUACACCUGGAAUUGAGGAAAUCUGCAACUUUAUAAAUGAUAAAUAAAAUUAUG